GCAUGGAGAGCGCCCGGAUGUGUUAGCAUUUAGCAUUCCGGAAGCCGGAAGUAAUUUAUGUUCACUAAGCCUUCGUUCGAAUUUGAAUCAGUCUUGGAAAUAGUUGGGGGGCUCGUUUGAAGAUGACUGACCGCUACAACAUCCACAGCCAGCUGGAGCAUUUGCAGUCCAAGUACAUCGGGACUGGACACGCCGACACCACCAAGUGGGAAUGGCUGGUCAAUCAGCACCGGGACUCCUACUGCUCCUACAUGGGUCACUUCGACCUGCUGACUUACUUCUCCAUCGCCGAGAACGAAAGCAAGGCGCGGGUGCGUUUCAACCUCAUGGAGAAGAUGCUGCAGCCGUGCGGCCCGCCGGCCGAUAAGCCCGACGACGCGUAGCCGGACAGGGUGCCCGAGCCGAGGCUGUGCGCUGGUGGAGAGAAGGAAAUACGACUGCGGAUCGUUUACUUACUUUUGGACGGUGUCAUUUUUUAAAAAAACAUUAAUUAUACAGCUUUCAUGAUGUCUGUUGCAGUAAAUUUGUAUAUUAAACUUCGUUACACGUCUUAA
Brienomyrus brachyistius is the source of this 554-nucleotide messenger RNA. It is a transcript of the gene sf3b5, whose product is annotated as splicing factor 3b, subunit 5. The record is from RefSeq and is a predicted model, not a curated record. Gene Ontology annotation, cellular component: precatalytic spliceosome; U2 snRNP. The transcript has 2 exons. Gene Ontology annotation, biological process: mRNA splicing, via spliceosome. Bases 123 to 383 code for a protein of 86 amino acids. NCBI's taxonomy places the organism in Eukaryota, Metazoa, Chordata, Actinopteri, Osteoglossiformes, Mormyridae.